Molecule: messenger RNA, 2127 nt
Organism: Corythoichthys intestinalis (scribbled pipefish)
Lineage: Eukaryota; Metazoa; Chordata; Actinopteri; Syngnathiformes; Syngnathidae
Gene: oclnb
Product: occludin b
Exons: 9
Coding region: 164-1609 (481 amino acids)
Biological process (GO): bicellular tight junction assembly
Cellular component (GO): cytoplasmic vesicle; bicellular tight junction; apical plasma membrane
Source: RefSeq, a predicted model, not a curated record
CAGGUUUGUCCAGUACCAUUAGGGAGGAGCAAGCAAGUGUGAUGAGCACACACCUUGAAACCCGAUUUUCCUCCAGGUGCAGAACUGAAAACAUCGUUCGCGACGUCACUGUGAACAAUCGGUCGUAGAGCGUUGAAAGAUUACAUUCUAAGUGGACAUCAGUAUGCGAGGUGAUAAAAGCAGCAACCCACCAUACCAGCCAAGUGGUAGCAAAAACCAUAGUAGCAGACACAGACAUAGUGAGUUCAUGUCGAAUCCAGCAUAUUCCUACCGCCAAGGAGACAAGAUGCUCCACUUCUAUCGCUGGACUUCGCCACCAGGUGUGAUGAAGAUACUUUGUAUCAUCAUCAUCAUCAUGUGUGUGGCUGUGUUUGCCUGUGUGGCUUCAACACUUGCCUGGGACUAUGAUAUGAAUGCCAUUGGUCUUGGCGGUAGUGGCUUGGUGCCAGGCUUUGGUGGCACAUACGGUGGCACAUACGGUGGCUCAUACGGAGGCUCAUACGGAGGCUCAUACGGAAGCAUUGGUGGAGGGAUUGGAGGAGGGAUUGGAGGUACCUACAGUGGCUAUGGAGGAACUACACAAAUGGAUCCUAGAGCUGGAAAAGCCUUCAUUAUCGCCAUUGCCGCCAUCACCUUCAUAGCUGUGCUCGUCAUUUUUGUUUUGGUUGUGUCAAGACAAAGAGCUGCACACUCAUCAAAGUUCUACCUAGCAACAAUCAUCAUCUGUGCCAUCUUGGCAUUUUUAAUGAUCAUUGCCACAAUUGUGUACCUGGUGGCCGUGAACCCCACUGCCCAGUCCACAGGGUCCAUUUACUACAAUCAGGUUCGCCAGCUGUGUGCUCAGUAUCAAAACCAAAACCAGGCCCAGGGUAUCUUUCUCAACCAAUACCUGUACCAUUACUGCGUGGUGGAGCCCCAAGAGGCCAUAGCAAUCGUCCUGGGCUUCCUGGUGUUCAUAGCCCUCAUCAUCCUUCUGGUGUUUGCUGUUAAGACACGCGCCAGCAUUAGGCGCUGGGGCAGAGAUCGUAUUCUAUGGGAAGAGGUUAAAUUUAUCAACGAUGGUCAUAGCGUUGGAGAGUGGGUAAAAAAUGUGUCAGGUGAACCGGAAACACUGGUGAAUGACUAUAAUGAUCAAGUUGGGGCACCUCAAGAUUAUAUAGAUUCAAUGGGGCAAGACAGGCCAAUUUACAUGCCAGGGAAUUCUGAUAUCUCCAGCUCAGUGGACGGCCUAAGGGGCUUGAAAGAUUAUGACACUGGUCCAGAUUUAGGAGACGACUAUGAGGAGAAUUUCAGCAAAUUGUAUCCUUCCAUUAUGGAUGAGGAGGAGCGUCUGACCUACAAACAAGAGUUUGAGCGAGAUUACCAUGAGUACAAGAGAAUUCAAGUUGAGUUGGACAACAUAAACCAGAGCCUCGCUGAUCUGGAUCAAGAACUGGACAAACAUCCAGAAGGCAGUCCACAGUUUAUGGAUGCAAUGGAACAGUACACGAGACUGAAGAAAAUGAAGCAAUCCAAUGACUACCAGAGCAACAAGAAGCGGUGCAAAUAUCUCAGAUCCAAGCUAUCCCACAUCAAGAGGAUGAUCAGUGACUAUGACCAUCGACCUUGAAUCUUGAAUUGUUAUUCAGGAUUUUGACAACCUGCACUGUCUCACUACCAAUUUUACCCUUUUUAAGACUCAUCACAAGCCUUUUACAAGAAUAAUUUUUACUUAGACUUAAGAUAGCGGGGAUUUAUGUAGCCUUUAUUCACUCACUUUUUAAAUUCCUGAAGUAUGAAGAACAAUAGAGAACAAUAAGUUGUAGAUUCAGAUUUUUUAUGUACAUAGAUGUCAAGUAACAUUGAAGAUUUGUUUUAAGCAUUUUAAAUGGAUUUUUAUUAAAACCACAAGUAAUGUCAUUCACUGAUUUCAUCAUAUAAAAUUAUUGACCAGCUGAAUUCAGCAUGUUUUCGCUUGUAAUAAUUGUAAAUAUUUUUCGCAACACUGAAAUGUUACUAUAUAUUUUGUUGUAUUAUAAUAUUUUUAACCUUACUGAAUAGCUCUUGAUGUUAUCUACACAUUUAUUCUUUGUAUGGCCGCUUUCCAGAAAUUAAACUUCCAGAUCUCACUUGUCUCAACCUGGCCUU